This is a messenger RNA of Amphiprion ocellaris (clown anemonefish), 2424 nucleotides long. Its product is annotated as zinc finger BED domain-containing protein 4-like. Lineage: Eukaryota; Metazoa; Chordata; Actinopteri; Pomacentridae. The record is from RefSeq and is a predicted model, not a curated record. Gene Ontology annotation, molecular function: protein dimerization activity. The transcript has 2 exons. The coding region runs from base 165 to 1046 and encodes 293 amino acids.
AACAAGCAAGCAGUGGAUGAGGCUGUGGUCAACAUGGUCAUCAAAAACUGUCAGCCACUCACCAUUGUUGAAAAUGAGGGAUUCAGGGAGCUCCUGAAGCUUAUUGCACCCUCAUAUGUUCUACCAAGCAGGAAGGCUUGGUAGCCAAAGAAAAGCUCACUCAAAUGCAGCAACAGCUGGGAACACCAUUCCAUAAAUUAAUAAAUGAGUUGCCGACACGAUGGAACAGCACCUACCACAUGCUGGAAAGAAUGACUGAGCAGAAGGAGGCAGUCUGUGUGUCAUUGGCCUCAUUAAAAACUUAUAUCACUCCACUGACUCCUGAAGAGCUUGAAAUCAUUGAAGAAAUGCUGGUGCUCGCUCCUUUUAACCAAGCCACAAUAGAACUCUCUGAGAAAAAAAGAGUCUCAGGGUCAAAGGUUAUUCCAUUGAUGAGAAUGAUCCACAUUGAACUUCGUCAAGCCUCAACAGUAACAAAAACAGCUGAAAAUCUGAGAAAGCGGCUAACUGAGUCUAUCUGCAACCUGAAAUCGCUCAGUGUGAUGACACUGGCAACACUGUUGGACCCCAGGUUUAAAACAGUUGGCUUCUUUAGUCCACUAAAAGCAACUGAAGCUGUCAAGAGACUGAAGUCGGAGCGUGCUGCUGAACUGAGGAGCCAUGAGCCUGACCCAGCAGGAGAAGAGCCUAGCUCUUCACAUGGAUCAGAACCCAGUUCAGGGCACAAUCUCUGGAAACCUCUGGAUAUGGAGGUUGAGGAGAACAACACGACCUCGAAUACUACGGCUGAUUCCAUAGUUGAAGUCCAACGCUACCUGGCUGAAACCAACACACCCAGAACACAAGAUCCGUUACAAUAUUGGAAAAAUAACCAGAAAACAUAUCCACACCUGUAUCAAUUCGAACUUAAAUUUUUAUGCACACCAUUCUCAUCUGUACCCUGUGAGAGAAUUUUUUCUAAGACAGGGGAACUGAUGUCCAAGAAGAGAAAUCGCCUUGGAGCAAAGACACUACAAAAACUUUUGUUCCUCAAUAAAAGUGUAUGAAUGAAUCCAUUUUUAGUCUGUUAUUUCGUAUGAUUGAACACUUAAGUUUAAAAAAUUCCAUACAUAAAUUAAAAAUUGGAACUCUGAAUUCUAUUAUAGACAAAUUUGCUAUAUUUUACAUACCAACUCAUUUUAGCAUUUACACAAACAAGGUUUGAAGAAAAUUUAAAACUCUUCUCAUAAACAACUUAACUCAGCAAACAAAUUGAGCAAAUGAAAUUAUACAAUGAUGAGAUCAUAUUUUCAGUAAAAGACUAGCAAUUAAAUAAAGAUUAAAUAUUUCAUAGGCUGAUGUUGGGUUUGCAGCAUGUAAGCUUUUCCAUCUUAUUUUCAUUUUGUUUACCUGCAGUGAUUUUAGAACUACUGCAGAGGUCACUAUUGAGUGACCAACACAGUGUCAAUACAGUGCCGACACAGUUUGGGUAGUGUACCUAUACACUCCUUGAGGCAUCAUCAUCCCAUUACUACUGCUACCUAACAAGAAAACCAACAAACAAAAGAAAAAGACACAGCCACUACCUUACACUACUGACUUACCUGAGAUGGCGGUGUGGUCGCAAAGAGACUCUAACAGGCCACUCCCCCACCUUAUCUACACUUCCUCUUCCUGGAUCUCUGCCCAUUGGGCAAGGGAAAAGAGGGCGGGGAAAGCAGAGUGAAGGAAAGGGCUUGUCCUUUGCCUCCCUCUACUCCCUUACCGCCCCUGUUUUACCCCCCAACUAUUAUUAUUUUUCCUAAUCCAUAUCCACUGACUAGAUCUAGCAGCCACAUCUGCCAUGUCCCUCACCGUCUUCCUCAGACUCUGCCCCUGCACUCCCAGCUCCCUCAAAAGUGAAAUAGCUGACCCUGCAACAAAGCCCCUGUACCCCACCUCAACUGGGCGAACUGUGGUUCUCCAUCCCCUCUGCUCAGCAUCUGUCUUUAAGUUUGCAUAUCUACCCUUCUUCCUCUCAUAAGCUGCCUCCAGUGAAUUUUCCCACAGGACUGUUAACUCAGUGAAAUACACUGUCUUUUCCUUCACAGACCACAAAACAAUGUCUGGCCUCAAAUUAGUACACAGUAUUUCCCGGGGAACAAAAAGCUUUCCUCCUAAAUCUACCUGCAUUUCCCAAUCACAAGCUCCUACCAGGCGGCCACACUCUUGCCUAUUUUCUGACUUAAGGCCCUUAUCCUUCUCCCCCUCUCGAACAAAUUUCACCACUAACCUCUCCUUAUUCAAACCUCCAGAAUUCACCUGCUUUCUCCUCUCUUCAAUUCCUGCAGCUGAACUUCUCAGCACCUGAUUAUGCCGCCAUGUAUACCGGCCUUGUGAUAAGUUAAUUGUACAACCAGACAAAAUAUGCUGCAUGCUUGCAGUACCUGAGCACAGCGGGCACGA